GGAUCCAUGUCCACAUGGGAUAAGGCUUCAUGAAUUAUAGGGCCAUUCGGUCACACCAAGCUCCAUGGCCUGCAUGAGGUGCACAGGCAUUUUUUUCCUCAGCAAGUAACAGGUAAAGGCAUCUGUUCUGUUCUACAUGCCCAUGUUGAUGUUGUGGCCAAUAUCUUACUUUAACAUCAAUAUAACAAAAUGAUUCAGCUAACUUGUUUUUUUUGACUGAGAAUAAUAAAGCUUGCUACAACUGUCUCCACCUUAUAAAUAUCAACCACUGAAUAUCUAUAGGCUUGCUGAUGCUUGAGCUAUUGGUUAGAGAUACCUAAGAAUAGGAGAGUGGCAUAAAAAUGGGAAGCUCGGCAGCAGAUGUCUACUUCGUCUUCAUGAAUUUUGAUCCCGAGUAUGAGCGCCUGCGAUCAGAUCGAACGAAACAGGGAGCAAUGGAACUUGAUCGAUAUGUAAGCAGAAAACAUGACCAGCUGCUAGCCAAAAUGCUCAGACCAAACACCUAUAGGAAGAGAUCUUCUUUGGUUAUUGUUGAUGGGUUUGCAGUUGAAAUAACAGAUGUUCAGGCAGCUAUUCUCAGAUCAGCAAAGGAAGUGAGGGUUGUGGAGAAGAACCAAGAGCUUGUUUGAUGCUUGACAUGAAUUAAAAGCGAAGGAGUAUAUCUAAUCUAAAGAACUUAGUUUGGAUUACAGUAAUAUAUUAGUUGCAAACUUUGGAAGGUUCUGUAUCAAUGCAUGUAAAAGUUUAAUGGGACUCUUUGUGAAGCUCACGGCAUCUGGAUUUUAAAUAAAUCUUUGCGACUCUUGAGACCGAUGGUGUCU
Elaeis guineensis (African oil palm) is the source of this 821-nucleotide messenger RNA. Its product is annotated as subtilisin-like protease SBT2.5. NCBI's taxonomy places the organism in Eukaryota, Viridiplantae, Streptophyta, Magnoliopsida, Arecales, Arecaceae. The record is from RefSeq and is a predicted model, not a curated record.